Messenger RNA from Lactuca virosa, 1500 nucleotides. NCBI's taxonomy places the organism in Eukaryota, Viridiplantae, Streptophyta, Magnoliopsida, Asterales, Asteraceae. The record is from the annotation of a GenBank genome assembly.
AUGAUAAAAGGGGGCCAAAUUGAUAAUUUUAUCACUUUGGUGUCAAAAAAACACAUGCGUCUUUCCGCCUGUAUCCAUCCUUUUUUUUUGCGCUGGCGACGUAAGAUUGCAAAGCUGAGCAAGAAGGAAAUGGAAGAAGAAUUGGUCAUGGAUAUUGGAGAUGAUCGGGUAGAGAAGAUGGAGGAAAGUAAUGCUGCUAAUGUGGAUGAUAUAGGGCAUAAAGUAGAUGAUUUGUUCGCCAGGGUUGAGAAGCUUGAGCAAAGAGUAAAUGAGGUUGAGCAAUUCUACUUGAACUCAAGCAAAAAACAAUCUAAUGCUUCUCAAAAAACCUCAUUUGUGAAAGAUAAAGAAAAGGGAAAACAUAUUCCUGGAUUUAAGAAACACCAACAAGAUUUAGCACGCAGAGAGGCAGUUGCUGCUAAGAGAAUGCAAGAGAUUAUGCGACAAUUUGGCUCAAUUUUGCGUCAGAUAACACAACACAAGUGGGCCUGGCCAUUUAUGCAACCUGUAGAUGUUGAAGGUCUUGGAUUGCGUGACUAUUACGAGGUAAUUGACAGGCCUAUGGACUUCAGUACAAUAAAAAAUCUAAUGGAGGCGAAAGAUGGGACAGAAUAUAAACAUGUUCGUGAUAUAUGUUCAGAUGUGAGAUUGGUUUUUCAGAAUGCCAUGAAAUAUAAUGAUGAUAAAAGUGAUGUUCAUAUGAUGGCUAAAACUUUGUUGGAGAAGUUUGAAGAGAAAUGGCUUCAGUUUUUACCAAGGGUUACCGAAGAGGAAAAUAGGCGAGAAGAGGAGGAAGUAGAAGCAUUGUUGAAUCUGCAGCGUGCUCAGGAGACUGCUCAUGCUAAAAUAGCGAGAGAACUUUGUAACGAGCUUUAUGAAGCCGAUAUGUACUUGGAAGAUCUCCGAGAGACUGUUGUUCAGAAAUGCAGGAAAAUGUCGAUUGAAGACAAAAGAAACCUUGGGAUAGCUCUGACUCAUUUGUGUCCUGAGGAUCUUAGCAAGGCACUCGAUAUUGUGGCUCGACAUAAUCCGGGUUUCAACUCAACAGCUCUAGAGGUUGACCUUGAUAUUGAUUCUCAGAGUGAAUCGACUUUAUGGAGGUUAAAGUAUUUAGUAAAAGAUGCUCUUCUAAAAGUUCACAAGAAGAAUGAUGAGGCGAAUGAAGCCAAGUGUUAUGUGGGUCCCACCCAACCAACAAACACUACAAGAACGAUUGCUUCCAAAAGGAAGAAGGAAAUAUGUAAUGCUCUUGCUAGGACUGCAAAGAAAAGGAACCAGAAACUCUCUUCUUAGAAAUGGAACAUUCCGGAAUAUGCAUAACAUGGGGUUUUGUGGAAUCCUAGGUAAGAUGAGAACAUGGAUGACUUAUUUGACGACUAGGCUUUGUCGGUGGAAGAACAUGAGGUUCUUGACAUUGACCACUUUGAAGGCAACUUUUUGUAUGUAAUGUAUCAUUAUAUCAUAUUAUCAUGUAUGCAUGGAUGAUGAUGUUAAGUGUCA